AUGAUGAUAAUCGUUCAAAGGCGAUAUACCGUUUGAACAGAACUAACAAUCACUUAAGACAACCCAAACCUUUCAGUUAUUGAUCCUCUGGCCAGUGUCUGUUUCAUAUUUAGAGAUUAUGCAAAUCAAUGCCGUAAGCGAUUUAAAUGACAUCACCGAAAUGUUUUGCUAUUGCGCGAGCACCGGGGCAAGUUGUUUCCGCUUCCGUGUUUAGAUUUGGGAUACAGAGAAAUCUGAUCGUAGAAAAGAACAACUGUCUCCAAAUGCUAUCAGUUUACGGGUCUUCGGGAUUCUACAAAGCUCCAGUGAGUAAGGGCAUUGUGUGGCUGUCCUUGGCUACUUCCUUUGCCUUCUCCUUCCCACUACAGCAUUACAAGAGCUACCUCCUGUACAACCCACAGCUACUCCUGGAGAAACACCAGAUAUGGCGGCUCCUCUCUUCUCGUGUGGCCUUCCUAGAUCUCAAGGAUCUGUUUGUGUGCUGCAUGCUGGUCUAUUACUUCAGGAUCUUUGAGCGCAGAUUUGGAUCCAGAAAGUUUGUGUCCUACCUGAUUGCCUCUGGGGCACUGGCCUGUGGGGUGGAGGUCGGGUCAUUGUGGGCAUGUCAGCAUCUGGAGAUAUCUGUGGAGAAUCUCCCCACAGGACCGAUCUGCUUUGUGUUUCCGCUGUUCGUGCCGUAUUACUUUGAUAUUCCACGCGUUGCCAUGACUCACAUUCUGGGUGUGCCUGUCACUGGGAAGACGCUGACGUACAUCCUUGGUCUACAGGUAGCAAGUCCAACAUUUGAGACAAGACUUGUCGCAGUCUGUGGAAUUAUUGGUGGCUUGUUGUGGAGACUGAACUUCCUGAAAGUGAAGUCCCUAGUGGUGAUCCCGCGGUGUGUGGCCUCCAUGCUGGAUGCCACGCUAGGACGGGUACUACAGUCGCCACCCCCGAAGACGCCAGAGCUGCCAAUGGGUGCCACCCUGGAGCUGCAGAGACAAGAGCAGUUAGAUCGACUGGAACAGCAGAUGGUCAUGGCCUUUCAGAACUCACAGCCAGCCCACCGCCCUAACAUCGAUAUUCCCAGGCCACAGCCAUUGAACGUAGCAAAUGGGCCUGGUAUAUUUGGAAACCCAGACUUUCUGUUACCACCUGGCUUGCGUCAACGGAAUAAUAUGGCAGAUGCUGUCCCCACGGACAACCACAACUCGGCCUCUGACCUCUCAGGUCCACAGCUGGAGGAACAGGUCCAGCGACUUGUCGAGAUGGGAUUUAGCCAGGACAGGGUCCGGCAUGCUCUUCAAGUUACCAACAAUGACAUUUCCAUGGCAACCAAUGUUCUGCUGCAGGAGACAUAACACAGGAUUAACGAUGCCAAGCUUUGUCUUAUUAAACUGCCAUAUGUCAUUAUGUGGACAGUACUUACUGGGAUGGGAGUUGCCCUUCCGAUCAUCAACACCGCUCACUUGUUUUGCUGCACGCCAUUGGAGGGAGUGGAUGUUUACUGUGAAUCAUAGAAAUUUGAUUGGACCAAUAACUUUCAACACUCUUGUAGCAUGCUCAGGUGUGGGUCAGCCUUACAGAGUAACUCUGUAGGCUUGAACCUGCCCAGAAAAGAAUUAAUUUGCUGUGUCAUGAACAUGACUAGUUCGUCAUGGUCCGAACCUAGUGAGUGAGUGAGUGAGUGCGUGCGUGCGUGCAUGUGACUACUGUGACUGUGUGUGUUACUGCGUGUGACUGUGGUUACUGUGAUUGUGCAUAUUAGUGUGUGAGUGUCUGACUACUUGCAACUAUAUGUGUGACUACGUGCAACUAUAUGUGUGACUGCGUAUUACUGUGUGUGAGUGAGUGUGUGACUACAUGUAACUAUAUGCAUGUGUUACUGUGUGUGUGAUCUACUGUUAUACUCAUGGAAGAGUAUGUGGAGUGAAAAAAUGGCAUGAAGAAUCCGCCUACUGUUAAUUGGUUAUUCAGAAUUUGUGACAUCAUAUGUGACAAUGUGUAGUAGUCAGGACUUCCAAAACACUGUUUCUGAGUUCAUAUAUAGUCAUGAUCUUUUGUAUAUGGAUUUUCAUCAGUGCACCAGUGAUUCACAUGGAUUCAUUCAAAACCUGUACCAUCAUUCUCUGAUCACAAUUCUCGUGUCACCCUUGUUUGAAAUGAAGCAAACAUUACAAGGCUGUUGACAGUGUUGUGAUGCCUGGAUGAUCUACACAAGUGAUAUGACUGUCCAUCAUGAAGAUGGACCAAGUAUCAAGAUUAUUAGACUUUUGUACGUUUCAGCAUGCUAGGAGUGUUAUGAGGGAAUCGUGUGAUAGGAAAGGUAUUUGUAUGUACUAGAAAACAAGAUUAGAGAAGUAUUCUAUUUAAAUGUUUCAUUUCUAAGGUGGGUCUUGCCAUCUUGAAGUUGACAUUCUUGUGUACUUCAUCACUGCUUGAUACAUUGUGUAUCAAUACACAGUAGCAGUACAUCGUGUACGCUGUUGACAAUUGGUGACUUUGUAAUUUUGCAUAAUAGGAAAAGUAGUUUUGAGGUCGACAGUGGCAUGUUUUGUGUGAGUUCAUUGUUACAUGUGAUGCCCUUGAUGUGAGCUCCUCUGGUGACAUGCAACAUCAUGGAUUUACAUGUCACUUCAUGGGUUGACAUGCGAUUUCAUGGGUUGACGUGUGACCACAUGGGUUGACAUGUGAUUACAAAGGUUAACAUGUGACCACAUGGGAUGACAUGCGAUUUCAUGGGUUGACAUGUGACUUCAUAGGUUGACAUGUGACCACAUGGGUUGACAUUUGAUUUUAUGGGUUGACAUGUGACUUCAUCACCUCAGGCAGCUGAAUCCAUGAGAAUGUUUGAGAUCCAGCUUUGGAUGGUGGGGAUGCUGGUCCAGAUACAAGCAUCUAGUUAUGCUGACCCAAUGAGGGUCAUGUUGCAGCAGAGGUUAGCAAUUUCAUCCAGGCCGAUAAUACUACUUGAAGAAUACAUAUGAAGGAAAUAAAUAUUGGCAUAUAUCUGA
Messenger RNA from Haliotis rubra (blacklip abalone), 2993 nucleotides. RefSeq names its product ubiquitin-associated domain-containing protein 2-like. NCBI's taxonomy places the organism in Eukaryota, Metazoa, Mollusca, Gastropoda, Lepetellida, Haliotidae. The record is from RefSeq and is a predicted model, not a curated record. Bases 147 to 1340 code for a protein of 397 amino acids. Gene Ontology annotation, molecular function: serine-type endopeptidase activity; protein binding. The transcript is spliced from 10 exons.